CCUACUGUUUCUCCUGUCAUCUUCUGUGAGUUCCGGUGCUUGGUCCGCCCUGGUUCUGAGUCGCCGGUGUCAGGUCCCGGUUGCAAGCACAAAACCCGACGAAGCAAAGAAGGGGGAAUCGGCUGGUCAGCCAGAAGACAAGGCCCCACCCGCCCCCGAGAAGCGAGAGCAGGGGACCCACUCCCGGCAUUCACUCAGCAACCGCCCCCAUCCGAAAACCCAGCUCAGGUCUCGGCCGAGCACGGACCAUCCGAGGAGAGCACCACUCAAGCGGCGGACGAAAACGUGCUUACCUACCUACCUACUGGACGUGUUUUGGCGCGUUCUGGAUUCAGCUGCAGCUGAAGUUCGCGCUAACGCUUGCUGCUACCCCUGGCCCAACGUCGCAGCGCUCCCACGCCUAUCCCGGGCACCUGCAGUCUUGUAUGGUGACUUUUGCGUUACGUACCCACUGUAUCUUCACUACACGCGACACAACCUCACGUCUUCGUUGUGGUGUUGUUAUCGCACGCCUUCUGGCCGCGAUUGACAAUCCCAACUUCAACAUUUUCGGACGGUGUGAUUCGGAACUCUCAACUCAAUUGAGUACUUGAUUCACCCGAUUGUCUAGCCUUUCACCUCGCCGAAGUAGAGCUCGACGCGAGCCCAAACUUGUUUCGGAGCAGCCGUGCUCUAGUCGCGCAGGGGCUGUAAGUGGUUUGGUCCACUUAUCAAAAACGCGACUUACACCAAAGGACGCGACUCCUUCCACGGCCACGGCCAUGAUACCCGCCCCGCGGUUUCUUACGUGACGCCUGCACUUUACCACCUUCACUACAGUACUACAAACACCAGCUGCCAACCCACACCCAAUCCUCUUCCUCCACUUUCCUUCUUUUUUUCCCACCCUAGGUCAUCGCCCUUUAACUGUGCCGGCACUCGACAUCGCCGGCUUCCCGUGUUCCAUAUAUCUCUUUUUCACAUUGCUCGCGUCGAAUACCCCGUCGAGCUGGACAAGCACGCAAUUUUCAGCGAGAGCUUCGCCUACCAUGGCGUCGCCAUUUCCUUCAGCGCCCAUGGGUAACUGGGGGGGUAACGGCCAAGCCGUCCCGCCCCCGCCUUUCACUGGCCCGGUAGAGAGUGGUGACGGCGGUGUCAUCAUCAAGACGAUGGGCCUCAAGGUCACGUACGCGUUUGCCGACAGUGGCGAGAGUUUCCUGGCGCGGUACCCCGAGCUCCUCACCGUUCGAACAGUAACGAUUGACGACAAACUCACCGUCGGUAUGGUCGACCUUCAGAUGUGUGUUCGGGCUGUGGUUAAGUGUAGCCCCGAACUUCUUAGCAACGCCACCCGCGACUUCGCCGUCUACGCCUACGACUAUUCAGAGCCCGAUGAGCCCUUGGUCGGCCAGGGCCUGCUCGGCUGGAUCGUCAACAACUCGGACGGAAAACAGAUCAUUGGUCGCGCCACAAGGAAUCCCCUCUCUGCCUUUAGUAACGGUAUCAAGGAAAUCCUGGAGAUCAAGUUGAAGUUGAAGCCCGUGGCCGCCAUGGCCCAGCCCCACUACGAACCCGAGCCUCGACCCGACCUUCGACACUCUUACCAGCGCUCCGAAAGCCAUACGAGCGUCGAGAUACAGCCCGCGAGGCCUGCCGAGGGAGCCCUCACGCCUUCGAGCCACGCCGAGUGGAACUCGUUUAUGCAAGCGAACCCCCAGAUGAGCAAUCAACCUCACCCGCAAACGGCCGCAUUGCCACACCAACCAUCAAUGCACCCCGACUCACAACACCACCAGUACCUCCAGCGUAGCAAUUCUUUUACCUAUAGCGCGCCGCAACCGCUACCGCCGACACAGCAGCAGCAGCACCAUCAGCAAAAUCAGCCUCAACAUCCUCAGCCUCAGCCUCAGCCUCAGCCUCAGCCGCCGAUGCAAAAUUCUGAUGGUCCUAAUAGGGUGGCCCCAACCCCUGUUGACACAGCAACCGAGACCCAGGUCAACCCACCAUCCAGACCGUCAUCCAGGGCAUCUAACACAUCCAGAAAGUCGAGAGCUACGGGCCGACCGCGUGGACGCCCUAGAAAACAGCCAAGGGCCGAGAGCCAAGGCAACACUUCGGGCUAUGAGGAUGGAACCGAUGGUGAUGACGGCCCAGCCAAGAAGAAGAGGGCCACCGUCAUGACCCAAGUCACGAGCAAUAUCAAUGCCCCGUUCGGUGGCGGCCCCGAGUCCCUGCGGGUGACCGCUAGCACGGCCGGCUCAUUGCGAACCUUGAGGCCGAUGGGCAUUUCCGUCGAGGCGCCCAUGGGCUCACACAUGCAAGAUGUUCCUAGAGCACCGACGCCAGUACCAGAGAGAGGCCCCAUGAUGCCGCAGACUGGGAAGCCAACCAACAGUAGCAAGCUUCGACGACAAUCGACCUUGAGCCAGGCUGCGACCCCCCCCGGCCAACCACAAUAUCCAGAGCCGCCAUUUGCUCUGUCCCCAAGCCAGCAAGACGGCCGCUCUCCCGACUCAGACGCCGUAUCUCCCGCAUACUCCGAUGACAGCCCCGCCGCUAUAGGAUCAUCGCCGCCAGUCCCUCGUAACACGAGGUUUGUUCGGUCCAGUCCGCCGGCAUCAAGCCCCAUCCUUCCUCCUAUGCCAAUGCCUCAGCCGGACUCAGGCUUCAUGAGCGGAGGAGUAGAUGAUGUUUUCGAAGCCGAUGGGGCCAGACUUCAGCUUCCCAAGCCGGUCGUCUUGCCAUCUGCGCGGAGAUCAAACUCCAAUAGUACGAAAAAGCGGAGUGCUCAGCCACCACAAAUCCCAGUAUAUACUUUCCAUCUGGCGACGCAGCCUUCUAGUGAAAUGGACUCGGCACCGAACAACAACAACAACAACAACAAGCAGGUUACGUCCCGGCCUCCCACCUCGACGCUACCACUGGAGUCUUCGUUACCUCCACAGCACGCUGCCAGCGACUCGACAGUCACACUCCCUCCGCCUCCGCAGCCCGCGGAAAAAGAGCCUUCGCCACAACAACAGGAGCAUGUUGUGGCGGCGAACCCUGACGUCCAAACCGACAGUCAAAUCGCUCCUAAAAUUGAGGCGGGACUGCCAGGCGAAUACCUGGACAUGGGUCUGGAAAAGCUUGCCCAAGCAGUGCGAAACAUGUCGCCAGAGACCGUUUUGCCGGAUCCACGAAUGGAUCCGGCUGUGUCCGCGACGUUUGCCAGGCCAUCUGCGCCACCUUCUCUUUCACGGUCUAAUUCCUCAGGUUUUUCGUUGGCUCUUCCUUCGGUUCCGGCCAGCGACCCCAUCGGUCCUGUCGCCUUGCCAGCUCCAGCUCUCCCACAAGCCACCUCCUUCUCGGAAGCACCCUGCCCGCCAAGCGACGCUUUGCAGCCUCCAAGAUCACCACCACAGCCUUCCAAAUCGAACAAGAACUACGUCAAGAAGCAGGCCAUCAGAGAGAAGCUCCUGCAGGCGAUCGCGAGUGGGCAGACACCCAUGUACUGCAGCAACUGCGGGGCCAUUGAAACUCCCACGUGGCGCAAGAUAUGGUCUCAAGAGCAUGAGGGCGUACCAGAGUUCACUGAAUUCUCGGAUAAACCUGGAAGGAUCACCGCCAUCUUGGUCUUGGACCGGGAUGCUGAUGAGAAGCCGAUCAGAUAUCAAAUCAUCAAGAAGACGUUGUCGCCUCAUGAGGACAAGGCCGACUGGAAGGAUCACAUGCUCUGCAACCCCUGUGGCAUCUGGCUGACCAAGUGGAAGUCGCAUCGGCCACAGGACAAGUGGGAGAAGGACGGCGCUCGCCUCGGCCAGCAGAGGCGUGCCCGGGGCACCGGUCGCGCUCCACGACCGCCCAAGACGAAGAAGUCCGGUUCGGCGAAUCCACUCAAUCCGACGUCUGAGGCAUACUUCACUACGGAUCCUAUCGGACCUGACGACCGAGGAGCUUCGCCAAUGGAUGAGAGCAGAUCGCGUGGCGUCUCCCAAUUCAGCAAUGUCAAUGAUGCUUCUCAGCGAUCAAUGUCCCAGUUCUCGGCAUCUCAGCCGCCGGAAUACUACGGCUCACAGCCAACGUCUCCUGGGAAUGUCUCCAACCCUGGGUCGACCCACUCUAGAGGCAGUGGCACGGCCAAGAGCCCGAUCACCAUUGACAACACCGAUGUGCAGGGCAUGGGCGCAACUCGACGACUCCUGUUUCCCUCGCCACGGAAGGGUGGCGUCUCGAAGGCACUGGGCGAGCUUGCCGUCAAUGUCGUGCAAACAGUACUCGAGCCGAACCCACCAGUUGUAGCUGCCCAGAACAAGGAGGUUACUAUAAAGGAGCAUGGUCACGGCGCCACGCCUUCCGGCGGCUCUGGUGCGAAUAAGGAAAAUCUUGCUGUUCCCGAAGACGAUGCUCUCGAAGACCUCUUCAGGAGUCCCGGCCUCGCUCGUCCAUCAACGCCACCCCCUCGAGAACCGGCGGCCAACAACGGACCCUUCAAAACCCCUACCCGACCGACGCCGAGCCACCGACCCAUCACUAGAAGUGUCACUAGAAGUGUCUCGCGUUCGUUAAGGUCGGGUGAUCUCCUUCGUUCCCCCGCGGCUGUGCGCCGCACACCGACGCGGACACCCAGGUCGGCCAAGAACCCAAUCCGAAGGAGUCCUCGUCUGCACCACGACGAGUUUGCCCAGAUGGAGCUCGCAUUGGAGGAAUAUCUCCAGACGCAACCUGUCGAUCAUCAAUAUGACUCUGACAUGUUGGAGGCAAUGAAUCGGGCUUUGGCCGAGUCUGUGAACUCUGCCGGUUCAAACUUUGAUAUCACCAACAUGGUGCUCGAUUCGAACUGCCAGCUUGAAUUCGGUGACCUAUUGGGCCCGCCAUCUCGGCCUACCCCACGACCCGCGCGGCAACAAGCGAACGAUUAUGAGGAUUGGGAUACAUGGGAAAACAACGUCCGUACGCGUCAGACGGCAGACAAUACCAAGAACCAAUAGAUACCGAGGCAGCCGUGUUAUGCGUUGAGUUAGUACAGUGGAUAGCAUCCACAUUGAGUGUGCGGAACGUACUUUGACGCGAUUAGCGUAGCAUUGCGAGGAGUCUCAUCGCAUUUUAUGGGUUUGGAAGGGUUACAUUACAACACAACACUACGAACAUGAUAUCUGGGAAACGGCGUUUCUGCACAUCAAAGAGUUGAUGAUGCAUUGGUGGACUUAGAUGAUGAUUCCUCGGCCUAGGCGCCACUAGAUUGGCAUGCCAUCAGUUGCGUUUGUUGCUUUGUUUUUAUGUUUUAGCAAUGCCCUGGGUCCUAGACCUUGAUACCAGCAAUACAAUUC
This is a messenger RNA of Colletotrichum destructivum, 5288 nucleotides long. Its product is annotated as Putative Zinc finger, NHR/GATA-type. Gene Ontology annotation, molecular function: zinc ion binding. Lineage: Eukaryota; Fungi; Ascomycota; Sordariomycetes; Glomerellales; Glomerellaceae. Gene Ontology annotation, biological process: silent mating-type cassette heterochromatin formation; rDNA heterochromatin formation; regulation of transcription by RNA polymerase II. Bases 1029 to 4949 code for a protein of 1306 amino acids. The transcript has 2 exons. The record is from RefSeq and is a predicted model, not a curated record.